Molecule: messenger RNA, 1081 nt
Organism: Exaiptasia diaphana
Lineage: Eukaryota; Metazoa; Cnidaria; Anthozoa; Actiniaria; Aiptasiidae
Exons: 3
Coding region: 171-587 (138 amino acids)
Source: RefSeq, a predicted model, not a curated record
AGUCAUCUCGUAUCGAUUACAGGGAAAUUGACAGAGAAAAGGUAUUCAACGGCAAUAGCGAUGCAACAACUGUAGUCAAGCACAAAUUGAAGAAUCCGUUCAUUGCGAGGAAGGUGCGUUUUCGACCAAUUGGUUGGAGAUUUGUUGUAUAUCUGUUUAAAAGGUCGUGUAUGCGAGUGGAGAUAUACGGAUGUAGCCUUCCUACUGAUUGUGUAAUGAUUGGUUCACGUGUCCUUGGAAAGUGGGGCAGUACCUACCAUGGUGGUGAUGUUUACUACAAAUCAUAUGUAAAAACCAUCGAUGACAGAUACGAUGAGGUUGACUUAGAAAUAGAAGAUGAUGGCCAUAACAACGAUAGAUUUAAAACAUUGUCAAAGACACACGUUGUACUAGACGUCCCUAAUAAACACUUGAACUUACCACCUGGCACAAAAGUAUUGGCACCGUCCAACAAGAAGUACUACACUGGGACUCUGAAAAGGAAGAGUGGGUCUUAUUAUCGAGUAAUCUUUGAUGAUAAGUCAAAAGCUUGGAUUCUUAAGAAAGAUAUACGGGUACUUAAACCUACACAGUUUUGUGAGGGAUAAUUUUGAAGUACAAUACGUAUAUAAAUAGAGCAAUAGAUACUAUACUGGGACCAUUGAAAAAAAGAGAGAAUUUAUUGUUUAGUCUUUGGUUUCGAGAAAGCAAAAUACGGAUACUUACACCUGCACAAUUUUGUAAGGGAUAAUUUUUUAGCUUAUUUAAAGGUACAUGGUCCACUAGCAUGCAAUGCGGUCGUGUUUUAGAUUUUUCAUAUAUGUAAAAUGAGGUUUAACGGUCGAAUCUUUCUAUUUUCAAACAUAAACAAAAGCUCGAAAGGGAUGCUGGUGGACCAUGUCCCUUUAAGUCACAAUAUAGUUAUGGAUUAUGCCAAAAAAUAUCGAAAUAAGUAAUUGUCCAAACGUGUUUGGUUUCGAUAAGGUUACGGCUACUCAGUUUUGCUAGGGAUAAUUUUGAUAUUUUAUCCAGACAAAACAAUAAUAAAAGGUUAAAAUCAUCAGCGUUCAUAGACAAAUAAAAAUAAGAAUGCACCAGGUCA